UUUAAAUAUAAUGAGAUAAGAAAAUGUAAUGAGAUAUUAAAUUGUAAUGAGAUAAGAAUGGGUAUAUAUUAUAACAUUUUGCUGAGUUGAAACAACACCGUUACUAAAUCAUACACGUGAGUUUUUUUUUGAACGCUCGUGAAUCUUGGUAAACUUCUUUAAAUGAAUAGCACUUGCACCUUGUUGAAUAGAAAAAUCUAGAAUAGCAAGUGUUCUGGAAAGGAAGGAAUUGAAGAAAUCAAACACAUUGAAAAGAUAACAGGGCUUAUUAGAUAAACUGAAAUGACGUCAAGCAAGAGACUUCAAGCUCCUUGGCUACUAAAACCUGUCUGGUAUGACUUUCCUAUGACAAAAGGCCUUGGCCAUCAUCGAAUACCAGUUGGAAUCAUAUUGGCAGCCAACAAUAAAAUGGAAUGCGCUCUGGAGAGUAGGAGUCUUACCCAGGUGCGAGUACGACUCCUAAAUGAUGACAGAAAGACUGAAGGCAAUUUUACAAUUAAAAGUUCCCUGCCUGGCCGAGCAUCAACAUUUAAACUAGAUUCUGUGAGUGUUCCAUUCGUCGAUUGUGAGUACCUUGAAAAAUCUCCAACAGACAAUCGGGAUAUCAGACUAAGCUAUCCAACUGGUUCAAAAGUUCUUCCCAUCUAUCGUUUCGAUGAUAAGGAGGAAGAUUUUUUUGCACUCUGGGAUUCCCAAGAUGCAGAAUUUGCUUACGUAGAAUCCGAUUAUUUCGGUCUUCUUAUACCGAAAAUAGACAAAGAAGCUACGAGAAAGUUAGCUGAUGGCAAGCGUCUCAACGAUUUAAUUAUUUUCUACGACAACAUCUUAACCACUUACAGUCAAUUGAUAGGGUUGUCGUUCGAAGAAACUGGGACUGAUCAGAACGUAAGAAACAGGUUUUUUAUUAAAGCUGACAAAAAUGGAUUUGGGUUGGCGUAUUACGAUGAACCGUACACGGCUAUGAACGCCGGAUCAGUCACAGACUUCUGGCUGGAAAUCAGUCCAACGAAUUGGGGAGCUUUGCAUGAAAUUGGUCACGGACAUGAGUUGAAGAAACUAGGUGAUGAAACGUUAUCUGUUAAUGAAGUAUGGAACAAUAUUCUAUGCUUCUUUUAUCAAACUAUUAAGUUUGGCAAGGACAUUAGAACUAAAGGUUCAAAACAAAAAGCAAUGAACCUUGCUCUAGUACUGAAACAAGGAACAGAAGUCAAAAGUUGGGAUUUAAUCCAAAAAUUAUCAUUUUUAACCCACAUGUUUUUUAAAGCUGGUCAGAAAUCAUUUUCACGUUUCAACCAACUGACUCGCGAAGAAUUUAAUGGCCGUCCUUAUUAUGCCAGUGACACAUUAUUAUUAGAAAAACUGAUGCACUUCUUUGCAAUUGAGUUUGCUCUUGAUGUUUAUCCAUUUAUGAAACUGGCGAAAGCAGCAAUACAAGAAGAGCAGCUAUAUGAACAUUACCAUGUUUUAUCCAGUGUAGCCUAUCCUCUGAACUACAUCAUAAGCGAUCUCAAGGAAAUGCUUGAUGCUUAUAACAACCUGGGUCUACAUCACUUAACUAGUUUGGUGACUCCAACAGAUUUGAGUUCUACUAAAUUGAAAAAUGAUUUCACUCUUAACAUAGAUAACCAAAUACUUGGUGAAUUAACAGGUGAUAUGUUGAAAUUGAUGGACGGAUCUCGAACAGUAGCUCAGCAAAAAAUCCAGAGUCAAAGUAUCACUUUUAAGGAUGUACCUAUAGGAGUAUACAAGAUUUUUAUCGAACCAAACGCUAAGAAUACGAAACUUGCCUUUGAUGAUUUUUAUGCAAUAGUACAUGCCAACAAUGCGAAUAAGUUACUUCUUACAGCAAAAGUAAUGAAAGAGCCUUCUCUUCCACUUGAUAAAAUCAAAUUUCUUGGACUAGGUGAUGAUUACUUUGCCUACCUAACAGCAAAUCCCUUUAAAGAAAUUAUGACCUUCAGAUUUUUUUCAAGCAAUCCUCAUAGCUAUUUUAAAAAUGAGAAGUACGCUAGCAUAAGCGUGAAAAAUCAGAGAAACGAAGUUCUUUUUAGCAAAAGUUUAGAUGGCGAUAGCUCUAAUACUGGAGUAUUCUAUAUACCUAUGAAAGAAGAGCUGCAAGUAGAAAUAUUCCACGCAGAAACUAAGGUUCGUCUAAAAACAGACGAUCCCAUGAUGGAUGUCAUUAUAGAUCGUACUGUUAAGACAAACUACUUCACUGUUAAUAAACUAGGUUUUCAAAACAAGAAUAAGAAUACGCCAAAGGAUUUGUUAGAAAAGAAUUUCUUAAAGAAGAUUGAAUUCAAAGCAAAUAAAAUUCGGAGUAAGAUCUCCUUGUUUGUAAAACCUCAUUGUCAGCCAAAAUAUAAUUUACUGUUAGCUGUUGAGGUUUUCGAACGUCUGUUCAGAAAUAAUAGCGUGGAUAAAAGUCUGAGAGAUAAAUACAAAGAUUGUUUGCCAUCCCCUUAGAUCUCCAAAGCAAACGAACUAAAUUAGAAAAUACGAUCGAUUAUUAAAAA
Parasteatoda tepidariorum (common house spider) is the source of this 2516-nucleotide messenger RNA. RefSeq lists its product as uncharacterized. The record is from RefSeq and is a predicted model, not a curated record. Lineage: Eukaryota; Metazoa; Arthropoda; Arachnida; Araneae; Theridiidae.